Molecule: messenger RNA, 1926 nt
Organism: Prunus dulcis (almond)
Lineage: Eukaryota; Viridiplantae; Streptophyta; Magnoliopsida; Rosales; Rosaceae
Product: tRNA-specific adenosine deaminase TAD1
Exons: 10
Coding region: 95-1393 (432 amino acids)
Biological process (GO): adenosine to inosine editing; RNA processing
Cellular component (GO): cytoplasm; nucleolus
Molecular function (GO): double-stranded RNA adenosine deaminase activity; double-stranded RNA binding; tRNA-specific adenosine deaminase activity
Source: RefSeq, a predicted model, not a curated record
AACCCAAAUCCAACCACGUAGUGGUCCGAAUGACCCGAAAUUGGAGGCGGGAGCCUCUCUUCUCUCACUCACCCCUACCACCGCUUUCCGCAGCAUGGCGUCGCCGUCCUGCUUCGAAACGCCGUCGUCUGCUCCUUCUUCUUCUUCAGAACUAGAGUGGGGCGGGAAGGUCUCGGACAAGGUGUUCUCACUCUAUAACUCUCUUCCCAAGAAAGGCAAGCCUCAGGGUCGCGAAGUCACCGUCUUGGCCGCUUUCCUCGUUUCCUCUCCUUCUCAAGAAUUGGAAGUUGUCGCGUUGGGAACUGGGACCAAAUGUCUUGGGCGUUCACUCUUGAGCUCCAACGGUGAUGUCGUCAAUGAUUCCCACGCCGAGAUUAUAGCUCGAAGAUCUUUACUCAGGUUCUUCUAUGCACAGAUUCAGUGUCUUACUCAAGUUUAUAGUAAGCAAAGUGAUAGCAAUGGAAGCACACAAAUGCAAAAUGGUGAUGCCAAAAACUUGCUUUUUGAAUUGGACCCUAAUGGUGAUGGCCAAGGAAAAUACAAAUUGAGGAAGGGUUUGCAAUUACACUUGUACAUAUCACAACUACCAUGUGGGGUUGCAUCUCCGAGUUCACUGUUGUCUCCCCCAAAAGACGUCUCACCAACAGAACGGGGUUCAUCUUUGGACGAGCUUAAUGUUUCAAUAAAUGAAAAGGCUCUGCCAAAUACUAAUGGUGAUGCUUCACAACUAAUUGGCUCGGUUCAAAGAAAGCCUGGUCGUGGUGAUACGACUUUAUCAGUUAGUUGCUCUGACAAGAUGGCUCUUUGGAAUGUAGUUGGAGUUCAAGGAGCUCUGCUUUCAUUCUUUCUGCAACCUGUUUACCUUUCUUCCAUUACUGUUGGACAAUCGCCUCACGGCUCUGAAAUGGUUCUUGUGGUUGAUCGCUUGAAAAAAGCGCUGCAUGAUCGCAUUCUACCAUUGUCAAAUGUGCUAAUGAGUCCCUUUCAAGUGAACCAGCCACUAAUAUUGGCAGCUCCAAUGCCACCAAAGGAAUUUCAGCAUUCCGAGACUGCUUUGACCACUUUAACAUGCGGGUAUUCAAUUUGUUGGAAUAAGGCUGGUUUGCACGAAGUCAUUCUUGGAACCACUGGAAGAAAGCAAGGCACCGCUGCCAAAGGAGCACAUUAUCCAUCUACUGAGUCAUCUUUAUGCAAAAAGCGGCUGUUGCAGAUUUUCUUGUCCCUAAGACAUGAAUGCCCUGUCAUAAUCCCAGUCAAUCAGAAUUCGUAUCGAGAAAUCAAGGAAAUGGCGCAGGAAUUCAAUUUAACCUCAAAAAUUCUAAAAAGAAGACCUCCCUUUAGUAAUUGGCCUCUGAAACUCCCACAUUUUGAGGCAUUCUCUGCCAUGAUAUAGUGAGGCCAGUGGAUACUCAGAGUGAAUACUCCGGUCUGUGCAUAAUAUGAUCUUCAUUGUGAAACUAAUAUGGUAAUUGAGUAAUACUUUGCACUAAUUAUUUAGAGCUUUUCAGUAUAUCAGUGUGGUUCGACAAGGACAGUUCCGCCAGCUUCUAGGAUAUAAUAUAAAGGGAAGGGUCUGUGUUGGUCUAACAAGGGAACGUGCAUUGCUUCACCUGUCGGCUGUCAAUGCUUUAAAAUGCACCUUUCAGCAUAUCAUCUCGUCAUGAAACAAGCUGGUAGGAGAUUCACAGUUAAUGUUUCGGUUCAGGUUGCUAACUAGCAGCAGCUGCACGGCUUUUUUCGUGAGCCAACUUUUAGUGCCACCCUGGAUGAAGGUUUGAUCCUCUGGUUUUAACUCAUGUUGUUGAUAGGAAAACUUCAAGUCGAAGUGUUACUUGGAUGGUUAUUUGAACAUACAAGAAAAGUUAGACGAACGAUACGAAUAUUAUGGAGAGCUUGAAUCAGUAAAUAUAUUUUUCUUUGCCUGCA